AUGCCGCAUUUGUCGGUUGGUCAGGCGCAGAUCGUCGAGUUCGCUACCUUGUCUCGGCAAAGUUGGCAAGCAAACCUUGACCGUUUCGCAGUGAGAAAACCACGCCCCGAGAAUCCCAUCUAUUACUUCCCUUUCCGGUCGCCAGCAUACUCUGAGAACUCUAAUCAAUCCCUGAACGAUGUCCCAAGGAUUGAGACAGAGCCCCGAGUUUGUUUCCAACCAGGGCGCAAGCAGGCGUGGCAGGGCGCGAACGAAGACAACGAUUUUGACAAGCAACAGGGGUCUCUCAAAUCUUUAGCCGACCCAUUCAACGCUCGCUUCUCUAACUCCUCAGUGCCCUGCAGGGGAUUCCCACUGUGCAGUCCGAGUUUCUCGAGAUGGACAAGUGUCAGGGGAACAGGCUCCCUUAGCUUGACAGCCCCGAGGUACUCAGAGCACUUGUCACUUUUUGCUCAGUCGCCCUGA
This is a messenger RNA of Pseudomassariella vexata, 465 nucleotides long. RefSeq lists its product as uncharacterized. Lineage: Eukaryota; Fungi; Ascomycota; Sordariomycetes; Amphisphaeriales; Pseudomassariaceae. The transcript has a single exon. Bases 1 to 465 code for a protein of 154 amino acids. The record is from RefSeq and is a predicted model, not a curated record.